This is a messenger RNA of Chionomys nivalis (European snow vole), 5330 nucleotides long. RefSeq names its product neuronal pentraxin receptor (gene Nptxr). Lineage: Eukaryota; Metazoa; Chordata; Mammalia; Rodentia; Cricetidae. The transcript has 5 exons. The annotation marks the transcript as partial. The record is from RefSeq and is a predicted model, not a curated record.
AAUGAAGUCCUGGGCGUGGCGCACACACCCCGGCUCCCAGCACGGAACGGGUGCGGGGCUGGGCCUCGGCAGGCCCCGGGGGAGCGAGUGGGGCGGGGCCGCCGCGACCGCCUUCUCCUCCACCCGCCGCGCGGGCUCAGAGCGGCGGCAGCAGCGGCCGCGGCGACAUCUCCGGCUCCUGCUCCGGCUCCGGCUCCCGCGCUCCCGGGCCCCGCGCCCCGACCCCGCCGCCGCUCCUGCCGGGGGCCUCGCGCGCCCCCUCCGCGCUUCACGCUGAAGUUCCUGGCCGUGCUGCUGGCCGCGGGCAUGCUGGCGUUCCUCGGUGCCGUCAUCUGCAUCAUCGCCAGCGUGCCCCUGGCGGCCAGCCCCGCUCGCGCGCUGCCCGGCGGCACCGAUAACGCCUCGGCCGCCGGCGCCCCGGGCCCGCACCGCAGCCUGAGCGCCCUGCACGGCGCUGGCGGCUCGGCCGGGCCCUCGGCAUUGCCCGGGGAGCCUGCUGCCAGCGUCUUCCCGCCGCCGCCCGGGCCGCUGCUUAGCCGCUUCCUCUGCACGCCGCUAGCCGCUGCCUGCCCGUCGGGGGCCGAACAGGGGGACGCGGCGGGCGAGCGCGCGGAGCUGCUGCUACUGCAGAGCACGGCGGAGCAGCUGCGCCAGACGGCGCUGCAGCAGGAGGCGCGCAUCCGCGCAGACCGGGACACCAUCCGCGAGCUCACCGGCAAGCUGGGCCGCUGCGAGAGCGGCCUGCCGCGCGGCCUCCAGGACGCUGGGCCGCGCCGCGACACCAUGGCCGACGGCGCCUGGGACUCACCAGCGUUGCUCCUGGAGCUGGAGGACGCGGUGCGCACGCUGCGGGACCGCAUCGAGCGCAUCGAGCAGGAGCUCCCAGCCCGUGGGAACCUCUCCUCGGCACCGGCCCCAGCCGUGCCCACCUCCCUGCACUCCAAGAUGGACGAGCUAGAAGGGCAGCUGUUGGCAAAGGUGCUGGCGCUGGAGAAGGAACGCGCUGCCCUCAGUCACGGCAGCCACCAGCAGCGACAGGAGGUGGAGAAGGAGCUGGAUGCCCUGCAGGGCCGCGUGGCAGAGCUGGAGCAUGGGUCCUCGGCCUACAGUCCCCCAGAUGCCUUCAAGGUCAGCAUUCCCAUCCGCAACAACUACAUGUAUGCCCGCAUUCGCAAGGCGCUCCCGGAACUCUACGCCUUCACUGCCUGUGUGUGGCUACGCUCCCGGUCGGGUGGCACCGGCCAGGGCACCCCUUUCUCCUACUCGGUGCCUGGGCAAGCCAAUGAGAUCGUGCUGCUGGAGGCCGGCCCUGAGCCAAUGGAACUGCUGAUCAACGACAAGGUGGCCCAGCUGCCUCUGAGCCUGAAGGACAGCAAUUGGCACCAUAUCUGCAUUGCCUGGACUACCAGGGAUGGCCUGUGGUCUGCAUACCAGGAUGGUGAACUGCGGGGCUCUGGUGAGAACCUGGCAGCCUGGCACCCCAUCAAGCCACAUGGUAUCCUUAUCUUGGGCCAAGAACAGGAUACCCUGGGGGGCCGAUUUGAUGCCACCCAGGCCUUCGUUGGUGACAUUGCACAGUUCAACCUGUGGGACCAUGCCCUGACACCUGCCCAGGUCCUAGGCAUGGCCAACUGCACUGGACCACUGAUGGGCAAUGUCCUCCCCUGGGAGGAUAAGCUGGUGGAAGCCUUUGGAGGCGCGAAGAAGGCCUCCUUUGAUGUCUGCAAGGGGAGGGCCAAGGCAUGAGGGGUCGCCUUGCUCAGGGCCUCUCCCUUGCCUGUCACUUUGGGGACCUCCUUAGCCUGUCCAUGUGCUGGCCUUCCCUCCUACCACAUUCCUGGCCAUACCUUCCACUUCCCAUCACUUCCCAUCACUUCCCACACCUCCCCAAUGCCCUGCCCUGGAUGGAUGACCCCUCAGCCACCUGGGUAGGAACCAGUAUCUCAAGUCAUUUGAUCUAGCCCAGGGGAGUUGAGGCAGUACCGCCUCCUGGCAAUGUGUUGGCUUGGUCUCUCCGCUCACACCCUCAGCCUCCCACCAGUCACAUCAGACCCCACUAAUUCCAACAUUCCCUGAGGGGUUGUGGGUAGAGAUGGCCUUUGACCCUCUCAACUCAUGCUUCAGGCCUACACCAGGCCAUAGAAGAGAUGCCAAGAUGCAUGAGAUCAGACCCUCCUCGUCUGUCUUCUUCAGUUGCCCACAGGGGCUAUGGGAUCAUUGCCGCCACAGCCCCCUCCCCCUCCCUCUUUGCACCCGUUCCUUUGUGUGUUGUGGUUUGAAUGUUGGUUUCAUGUCAGUUCAAACCCCACCUCAAUUUCCAGGAUGUUCCCUUCCCAGUUCCCACCUAACAGCCAGGGACCAAGACCUUGGAGGCCAAAGGGCUGUAAUUACCCCCUAUAUCUCCUGGCAACUUUGCCCACCAGCAUGGUUGACCACCCCACCCCCAUGCCUAUGACAGGACCUGGGUCACUCUAGCCUAGCCUGAGAGCAUCUAAAGCAGAGGCACUGUAAUCCAGGAGACAUUUUCCUGCCAGAGCCCGAUGGCUUAGCCACCAUAUGAACUCCUUCUGCAUGGCCCUGGAAAGACCGGAGGGUGCUGAGAGGGAGUUCCCUGCUGCUGACUUGCUGUGUGACCUUCUGUAAGAACCUACCCUUUCUGGAUCUGGCUUUCUUCCUUUGUGAGCUGAGGCCAUAAUGUUGGUCGCAUCUGAGAGGCCGCAUUUAGAACAUGCGAUGAGCCGUGAUGCCUGGUGGACAGAGCAGGCAAGGACAGCACUGAAGGCCCAGUGGCUUUAGCACAGAAGGUUCUGGACCUGGAUAGCAGAUGGGAUCAAGCUAGGCAGGGGUUAGGGUCACAGCUGGCUCAAAGGGUCAGGAUCAAGGAUAAGGUUCAAGGCAGACCAGACACACAUAAGCAUUAGCUCCCUUUGGCUCCUUCAUCUUUGCUCUUCUGAGAGCGUCUCAGCUAGUGGCUUCCUGGUCUCUGUCUAUAAGCGAGUCCUUCUCAGCUCCCCCAGGAGCACAGAAGAAUGUCAGUGCUGAGAAAGGCCGCCCAACGUGAGCUCCUGCUUGUGGAAGAUGUGGAAGAGCAGAGAGGGCAAUGAACUUGUCCACGAUCAUACGGCCCAGGACUUCUGAAUCCUCCUCAGUGUUCCUCCCUGUAUACCAUACUGCCUGUCCUUAAGGGUCUUUGAGCCCAGCUUAUCCCUGUGCAGGGAAGCAUUUGAGAGGACACAAUGCUUUUCGGAAGAGCACUGGGACAUCUCAAUGGGCCGGCCAUCCAGCCUCAGGAGGUGAGGGAAAGAGCCAGGACAGACAGAUGCCUGAGGAUACAGUGCCCUCCUGGUCUUCUCCCAGGCACUGAAGCAGUAGCAGGCUGACUGAAUCAGUGGGCACUGGUGCCCCCCACCUCUGCCCUGCCAAUUUUUGUCCCUGUCUGUGCUCCCCAUGGCCAUUCAGUCUGAGAUAUGACUCAGGAGUGGGAGGUUGCAGUCUAUGCCCAGGAAGUGUGUCCAAGACUUGCCUCUGGCCUGCAGAUCUGUUUCCAUUUUGAGAGCGACUACAUGGCUCGGUACCUCCAUCCCCAUCCCCUGAAGAUAGUUGCAGCUGCUUCACCCAGACCUGCUGAGAUCCCCGUUGCCCAGUAACAGCCAAUGACAUCAGCCCCAGUGCUGGGUCAAGUGUCUGUCGUUCAAGUUGUUGCUGGGUGACAGCUGAAUUCAGAACUUAGACCUCAGGGACUCUGAGCCUCAUCCGGCUUUUGCUAUUGUUCUAGAAGAGGUAGCUUUAGAGGAGGCCUUGGGAGGACAGAGUCUUAGGAAGAAUGUGACAGAAACUGCUGGGUCAUUUGAGCCCACCAGACACACCAUCCUGAUCCUUUCUGCUUUGUCACAGUGGCAAUGAGAAAUGACACCUCAGCCACAUUCCCGUUCCAGGUCGCCCUGGUUCAACUCUAACCACCGCCCAUCCCAGGAGAAAGAAAUGGAGGCAUCGGGGCAUGUCUCCGAGUGUGGAUCACUAGGGAAAGGGCCAUCUCUCCAUUUCCAGAGCCCCCACCUGCCCUGAGCAUGUAGACCCCUGUUUGUUUGUUUGUUUUUGUUUUUGUUUUGUUUUUUCGAGACAGGGUUUCUCUGUGGCUUUGGAGCCUGUCCUGGAACUAGCUCUUUAGACCAGGCUGGUCUCGAACUCACAGAGAUUCACCUGCCUCUGCCUCCCAAGUGCUGGGAUUAAAGGCGUGCUCCACCACCGCCCGGCCUAGACCCCUGUUUUGAUGCCUUCUGCUGCUCCCGACAAGACAACUAUGACCCUGAACUGCCCCUGGGUCUGAUGAAGAUGGAGCUGGGCUUGUUAGGUAGCCUUAGACACUGGAAAUCCAAUCGGGCACUGUGUCUGCACUAUCUGGUUUGUCCUCAAAGCACAGUUAUGAGGUAAGGCUGGUCUUAGCCUAUGAUGUAGGAGAGAAGGACGCACUCUGAGGGUAAAGUAACUUACCCAGACUCGGCCAGCUGGUAACAGUGCAGUUCCUAUUUGGAGGCAGGUUACAUGCCCAGAGGACAGUGCCACUUCCUUUAGGAUAUAGGAGCAGCAGAGAUGGGGUCUCUCACACUCAGCCUCUACCUGGGCUGCAGUUUGCAGGGUGGGAAGGGAGGAAGGCAGGGUGAAGGUGGCUCCUCCUCAGCCUCCUGUUCUGGACAAGGCCUGUGCCAGGUGCUCUAAGCUGAUCCCUGCCAGCUUCCCCACCUCUGAGGCAUGUAGUGCCAUUUCCCACGUCCCAAGACAUCAUCUCGCCAUGGUUAAACAUGAUUGAGGACCACAAACGGGCUGAGGAACUGUGGGAGGGAACUCAACCCUUGGCUUGCAGAUGGGGAAGCCGAAUCCUGGCUGGGGAGCUCACAUGACCCUUGACCCCUCUGACUGAGCUUCAUCUUCUCCAUUUUCCCCCCAAACUGGGUCCCACCUACCCAUAAGUCCCAGCACCCUUGACCUGAGAAAAUUGGAGAAGUGUCUCCUCCCAGAUAAGGGCCUCCUCUCCUCACCCCUUCACUCCAACUACCUGCCACCCCCAGGUCCCGCCUCCCAGUCUAUCCCCUGCCCCUGCUGGGUGGGGAACCAGCUCCUUCCCAGACUGAGCAGCUAGCAUGUGAAGUUGUCGUCGGACACUGAGAUGAGUGCCCUCCACUGCCCUCCCUCCUUACUCUGCUCUAUUUUGUAUAUAAGUGACAUGAGAUAUUUUGUGUGAGUGUGAGUGUGUGUGAUUUGUGUCAUGGUUUUGUUACCAUUUUUGUUUUUGUAAAUUUGAACGUUCUAAAUAAACAUGUGGUUUACUCGGA